This is a messenger RNA of Periconia digitata, 2041 nucleotides long. The record is from the annotation of a GenBank genome assembly. Lineage: Eukaryota; Fungi; Ascomycota; Dothideomycetes; Pleosporales; Periconiaceae.
UUCAGUAUUAAAGACCCCAGGUGGCCCCCAAUUUCUCAGACUCUCGGAACGAACAAUGAACAAGCUAUACAAUAUGGGCUCAACAACACCGGAUGAGACGGAGCCUCUGCUCAAUGAGACCGAUACUGGUCCAACUUACAGUCCUCUUUCCAAUGACGACGACAUCUUAUCAAGCGAUGGAUCGUUUCUCAAAGACGAGUUCGACAGCGACGACGACGAGGAUGACGAAGAAGAAAUGAAAGAGAAACGUAAACAAAGAUUAAAAGAGACAGGUGGAUGGAUAGGAUACCUGAAUGAUUUUCGCAUAUUUCUACCAUUCAUGAUUCCAAGGAACGAUGUCAAGGUGCAGAUAUGCAUCAUCAUCAGUCUCCUUUCUAUCGCAGGACGGAGAGUCCUAAAUAUUUUGGUUCCAUACCAGCUGGGGAUCAUCGCCGACAAACUCCUCCUUGGUGGAAGUCCUCCGUACCGGGAUCUGUGCAUAUGGCUGGGCUACAGCAUUCUGAACAGCUACUCUGGACUCAUGAUGAUCACGGAACUUGCUGUGGUACCGAUUCAGCAAUUCUCACAACGACAAGUUACCAAUGCGGCGUUUAAACACGUUUUGAGUCUGUCCAUGGACUUCCACUCCGAACGCGACAGCGCAGAAGUCAUGAAGGCUCUGGAGCAGGGUGGCGCACUGACGAAGUUAUUGAAGACGAUAGUAUGCGAUUCUCUUCCCACUGUGGUCGAUCUCGUCAUUGCUGUCGGAAUUCUGUACUGGAAGUUCGACAUCUACCUUUCGAUCGCCAUGAUGGUCGCUUUUACGUUAUUCCUUGCACUGGAGAUCUUCACGUCGCGGUGGAAAGUGGAACCUCGACGCAAGUACGCGCACGCUGAGAGACAAGAAACCAAAGUAAUGCACCAAGCCAUCCAGGGCUGGACUACCGUCUCAUACUUCAACAUGUUCAGCUUCGAGCGAAAACGAUUUGGGAAAACAGUAAACACAAAGUUGGCCGCCGACUGGAAGCUGACUGUUAUCGGUCUCGUGUUACAGGGAGCUGUGGAGCUGAUCAUCCCAUUGACGUUUUUCACGCUAACCGCUAUGGCAAUCCGCAACAUUGCUCAGGGCCGAAGCAAACCAGGUGACUUUACUUUCCUGGUUCAGUAUUGGGAUUAUUUGAUUUGGCCUUUGACAUGGUUGACGCAUGAGUACCGCGAGAUCAUGUCCAAUCUAAUCGACGCCGAACGACUUCUUGCCUUGCUGCAGACCAAGCCCACAGUUAUGGACCGAGAAGGCGCGAAGAGCAUCAAAUCCGUAGAAGGCCAUGUUCGUUUUGACAAUGUUCAAUUCGCCUAUGAUGAUCGAAAGACAACUAUCAAGGACCUCAAUUUAUCGGCGCGACCGGGACAGACAAUCGCGCUUGUUGGAGCAACAGGCGCCGGAAAAUCCACCGUCAGCAAGUUGCUGCUGCGAUUUUACGACAUCUCGGGAGGGAACAUCACGAUUGAUGAACACGACAUUCGUGACAUGACACUAGACUCACUCCGGAGCGUCAUUGGUGUGGUUCCCCAAGAUCCACUCUUGUUCAACGGCACGAUUCUCGAAAACCUUCGCUACGCCAGAUAUACUGCUACAUUUCAGGAUAUAAUCGCCGCCUGCCGCGCAGCCGCAAUUCACGACCGUAUCCUUUCGUUCCCAGAUGGCUAUAAGACACGAGUUGGCGAGCAAGGCGUGAAGCUGUCAGGUGGUGAAGUCCAAAGGCUAGCAGUCGCUCGAGUGAUUCUCAAAGACCCGUCUAUUCUCAUUCUAGACGAAGCAACAAGCGCGAUCGACACGCAUACGGAGAGCAAUAUUCAAAGAGCGCUAGAUGCAUUCAAAAACAAGCGGAAACGAACCAGUUUUGUGAUUGCGCAUCGUUUGAGUACGAUUGUAGGGGCAGAUCAGAUUUUAGUAUUUGACGAGGGAAGAAUUGUCGAAAGGGGGACGCAUAAGGAAUUGGUGAGAUUGGGGGGCGUAUAUGAGAGGCUGUGGAGUAAGCAGACGAGCACGCACUCGUCAUGA